GAUGUGUGCUGCUGAUGUAGAAGGUUGUGCUGUUCAGACCCCUGUGUUUCAGUCGACAACUUAUCGGCGUUUUAUAGUUACAUUUCUAAAAGCCCAGUACUUUAUUAUUUGUUACUUUUAUAACUUUGAAGGUUUUAUUACUGUAAUGUCUCGGAGAAAAGUUGGUCUGACUCGCAGUGAGCGCACUGUGAGUGAGGACUCGGAUAUUGAGAGUUUGUUAGAGACUUUAUCUCCGGAUGAAGUGGAAGAACUGGAGAGGGAACUGGUUAUUAUCGAUCCAGAUCCUAAUGUACCAGUCGGACUCAGACAGCGUAAUCAGACUGACAAACAACCAACCCGAGGAUAUGAUCGAGAAGCCAUGCUGGAUUACUGUGAGAGAGAGACCAAGAAACUCAUCGAGAGGGAGCUGUCGUUUGAGGGGGAAUGUAAAGGCGAAGGUCGUAGACGGGACCAUCUCAAACGAAUGAGAAGCAAAGAACAGAAAAGCCUUUCCAGGUCACGAAGCCGAGAAGCAUCUGACAAGGAGGAUACCACAAAUGGACAAGCAAAUGCCAAAACACCUUUGGACAAAAAUUGCACAGCUGGAGAUACAACAACAGAGGAACGCUGCAAGGAGUCUGUGGAUGCAGAAACAGAAUGCCUCGAAAAACAGAAAGGAAAAAACAAGCUAGGAGAGGAUAUGUUAAAAAGAGAGGUUGAAAACAUGAAGGAAAAACAGAGGGAGAGUUCUAGGAAAGAAAGGCUAAGCAGCAAGACUUCAGAGCUUAUCUCCAAACUACAGCAAAAGGAGGAAAGCAAAGAGAGGGAGAUAAAAGAUAAAAGCAUUUGUGGUGAAAAUCUAAAAACAAAAGGUUUAAUAUCCAAGCUGCAGGGUAACAAACAGGUGGAAGAAAAAGAAGAGAAACAAAAAGAGAGGGAGAUUGAGAAACGAAGAGUGAAUAGAACUAAAGGUCUAGUAUCCAAACUAGAGGAACAAACAACACAAAUUGAUGACGGCAGAGGAAUUAAAGAGAGCAACCUGAAAAAUCCUGAAAAAGAUGAAAAGAAGGAAAAAGAUGAAAAGAACAAUAAGAAAAAAGGACCCUACUCUCAAAACUAUACCAGUGGUAGCGAGAAAGGUAAAGAUAACCAGAAAGAGUUUAAGAAAGUGGAAAGGAAAGAAAUAGAAUGCCCUCAAGAGAAAGACAAAGGGAACACUAAACAGAAAAAAGCUCAAACUCGUAAUUAUGUAACUGAGACCUGCACUAGUGGUGAUGACCAGUCUGUCAAAACAGAGGAGGAUGAUGAGUGUGAUGAAGAUGAUGAUUAUUUAGACAGUGACACUGGCUCCAGCAUGUUUGAUGACCUCUUGGAGCAGGUGCGCCAUGAUGACCCUGAAAUUACUGAGCUCAACAUUAAUAAUUCUGAUAUUAUUAAGACAGAUACACUGAUCCAGUUUGCUGGAGGGCUUCGCAGUAACACUCAUGUGAAGACAUUUUCUCUAGCGAACACAAGAGCAGAUGAUCAUGUGGCCUUUGCAAUUGCUGGGACUUUACGGAAUAACACAAGCUUAUCCGGAAUUAAUCUGGAUUCCAACCAUCUCACCGGCAAAGGCAUUCUAGCUAUUAUUGAAUCUUUGCAGCACAAUUCCACCCUCAAAGAGCUUCGCUUUCACAACCAGAGGCACAUCUGCGGAGGAAAGACAGAAAUGGAAAUAACUAAGGUUUUAAGAGACAAUACUUCAUUAAUCAAGCUGGGUUAUCACUUUGAGCUAGCUGGGCCUAGAAUGGCCAUGACCAACCUCCUGAGUCGAAAUAUGGAUCUCCAGCGUCAAAAACGACUGGAAGCGCAACGACUUUCCUCACAAGAAACUUCAUCACCACUUAAUGAAGAAAAAAAUACAGCUUUCACCAACAAGUCCAAACUCAAAGCAUCACUGCAGUCCAACUCUGUUGAGAAGAAGGACUCCCUACUAGCAAAAGUUUCCAAAUUUAACAACCCCAGAGAAACACCGAAAGCCAAUACUUCCAAGCCCACAGCUGGCCCGUCAUCUUCCAAAGCAAAAGGUAAAAAAGGUGGUGCCAUGUCUGAGUCAAACCCGGGACCUGCACCUCCUCCUACUCCUACUCCUCCACCUCCACCUGCACCGUUGCUGGAUGUUAAGUCUCUACUGAGAUCCCUGACCCCAGUUUCACAGCGCAAACAAGACACUAGCAGAGUUUCAGGCCUUGGAGCUGAAAAAAGUUCCAGAGAUCAACUGUUGGACUCAAUCAGAAACUGUAACAUGAAUACACUCAAAAAGGUUGAAGUUCCCAAGCCCCUAAGGUAGCAUCUGACUGGAAAACAUGGACCUUCAAUAGAUGUCCUACAGAACAUCAAGAUAUUUGUUAGUGGACUGUGGUCUCAAAAUAUGUUGUUUGUCUUUGCUGUUUUGGACAUACCUUAACCCAGUUGUCCGACUAUUAUGAUUGGACACUUAUCAUACCAGCCAGUUAACCAUCUGUAUUUUUUAGAAAUGGAAGCCGUAGCCUAGUGGUUAAGGUACUGGACUAGUAACCAGAAGGUCACUGGUUCAAUCUCCACCACUGCCAGGUUGCUGCUGUUGGGCCCUUGAGCAAGGCCCUUAACCCUUAAUUAAAGACUGUAUACUGUAACUGUAAUGUAAGUCGCUUAAAAUAAAAGGCAUCUGCUAAAUGCCAAAAAUGUAAAUGGAAUGUAAAUGAAGCAAAUUUAAGGUUUAGACACUUGUCUUUAUGACCCAUGUUGCUCCCUGACCCCCACUCUACAAGCUCUGCCACCAUGCUGGCCCAGUGUAAUGUACAAAUUAAUAUUUUUUGCUGACUGCAUACCAUCUGUAUACACUGUAAAAAAAUGGAAGGACUAAGUUGUACUUUUGCACCCCUAAGGAUGUUUUGAGUGUGAGUGUAAGCAUUAUUAAUAAUCUUAUGUCACACCUGGUAUUACAAAUGUUGUGUUUGAACUGAUAUUAUUGCAGCUCUCAAUAUUUUUGUGGACUUACUUGCUUUUGUUUACUGUUUAUUAAACUUAAAGUGUAAUG
Messenger RNA from Trichomycterus rosablanca, 3037 nucleotides. RefSeq names its product leiomodin 1a (smooth muscle) (gene lmod1a). Gene Ontology annotation, cellular component: myofibril; cytoskeleton; striated muscle thin filament. NCBI's taxonomy places the organism in Eukaryota, Metazoa, Chordata, Actinopteri, Siluriformes, Trichomycteridae. The transcript has 3 exons. The coding region runs from base 2 to 2308 and encodes 768 amino acids. Gene Ontology annotation, molecular function: tropomyosin binding. The record is from RefSeq and is a predicted model, not a curated record. Gene Ontology annotation, biological process: actin filament organization; myofibril assembly; muscle contraction.